AUGGCUGUCGGUGACAGGGAAGAGGCCCUGGGAGGGACCCGAGGCCGCGUGCAGUGCUCAGCCACUUCUCCCAAAGGGACUCGAGGGGACUCCAGGCUCUGCACCUUGGCAGAAACCAUCUUACCUUAUACCCCCAUGAGUGCAGCUGGCACAAUUCAGGAGAAACCCAGCAAAGCAGGGGAUGCAGCGGAGGAAGUGGAGGUGACAGCCAUGAGGGCUUGCCAACAGCUGGGUGAAGUUUCUGUGCCCUUCGAGGAGGCCGAGUUGGGGUCGGGCCGGGUCACAGAUGCACUGGCGCGCAUCCAGCCCAGCGUUUGCUGGACUCGGAGGUUGUCGUCCCCACGUCUGGGAGCCAUGGAGCCCACCGCCGGUGACUUACAGCUGGUGCCCAGGGCAACCAAGGACAUCCAGGCUACAGACGCCGCAUGCUGCCGGACAGCCCUCUCGGCCAUGGUGGCCACCAGCAUCGUCAUGGUCACCCUGGGAGUCCUCGUGGCCUCCCUCUCUACACAGGGUGUCAAUGUGGAGCACACAGCUGAGCUGCGAGGGAUCCGGUUUGCCCCCAGCUUGCAGCAGGAGACCUCAGACUAUUACCGCACGCUGACACCCACUCUGGAAACGCUGUUUGUCAGCAGCUUUCGGGAGACAGAGUUGGAGGCCAGCUGUGUGGGCUGCACGGUGCUCAGUUACUGGGAGGGCAACGCCAGCAUCCUGGUGCGUUUUCGGCUGCACUUUAUGCAGCCGGCCCUGCGGACACCGAGCCCGGGCCUGGAGGAGGAGCUGCUGCAGCGGGGACUCCGAGAGAGGCUGCAGGGCCGCGGCAUCCCCCUGGCCCCCUAUGGCACCAUCGUGUCCGCCCAGCUCACAGGCGACCAGAAGGGGCCGCUGACAGAAAGAGACUUAAAAUCAGGUCGCUGUCCAGGGAAUGCCUUUUCCUGCGGGAACAGCCAGUGUGUGACCAAGGUGAACCCCGAGUGUGAUGACACAGCGGACUGCUCUGACGGCUCCGAUGAGGCCCACUGUGACUGUGGUUUGCAGCCUGGCUGGAGGACAGCCGGCAGGAUUGUGGGCGGUGUGGAGGCAUCCCCGGGGGAGUUCCCUUGGCAAGUCAGCCUCCGGGAAAACAACGAACACUUCUGCGGGGCCGCCGUCAUUGGCGCCAGGUGGCUGGUGUCUGCUGCCCACUGCUUCAAUGAGUUCCAAGACCCCACCGAGUGGGUGGCUUACGCGGGCAGCACCUACCUCAGCGGCUCGGAGGCCAGCACGGUGCGGGCCCGAGUGGCCCAGAUCAUCACGCACCCCUUCUACAACUCUGACACGGCCGACUUCGACGUGGCGGUGCUCGAGCUGGGUGGCCCCCUGCCCUUCAGCAGGCACGUGCAGCCCGUGUGCCUCCCGGCCGCCGUGCACGUCUUCCCGCCCAGGAAGAAGUGUCUGAUCUCGGGCUGGGGCUACCUCAAGGAGGAUUUCCUGGUCAAGCCGGAGAUGCUGCAGAAAGCCACCGUGGAGCUGCUGGACCAGGCCCUGUGCGCCAGCCUGUAUGGCCACUCGCUCACCGACAGGAUGCUGUGUGCCGGCUACCUGGAUGGGAAGGUGGAUUCCUGCCAGGGCGACUCGGGGGGCCCCCUGGUCUGCGAGGAGCCCUCCGGAAGGUUCUUCCUGGCCGGCAUCGUGAGCUGGGGAAUCGGCUGUGCAGAAGCCCGGCAUCCGGGGGUGUACGCCCGAGUGACCAGGCUGCGUGACUGGAUCCUAGAGGCCAUUGCCGCGGCGAGCAAGCCUCCGGCCCCCACGGCGGCUCCUGCCCCGGCCAUCCCCAGCACCGCCUGGCCCACCAGCCCCCAGAGCCCGGUGGUCAACACACCCACCAGACCCACGCUGGCCCCCAGCGCCGUGCCUCUCGACUCAGCCACUGCUUCUAAGCCACAAGAGUGCGGGGCCAGGCCGGCGCUGGAGAAGCCCACCCGGAUCGUGGGCGGGUUCGGGGCCGCGUCCGGGGAGGUGCCCUGGCAGGUCAGCCUGAAGGAGGGUUCCCGGCACUUCUGUGGAGCCACCGUGGUGGGGGACCGCUGGCUGCUGUCUGCCGCCCACUGCUUCAACCACACGAAGGUGGAGCUGGUGUGGGCCCACCUGGGCACCGCGUCCCUCUCGGGCGUCGGCGGGAGCCCUGUGAAGAUGGGGCUCAGGCGGGCGGUGCUGCACCCCCAGUACAAUCCCAGCAUCCUGGACUUCGACGUGGCCGUGCUGGAGCUGGCCAGGCCCCUGGUCUUCAACAAGUAUGUGCAGCCUGUCUGCCUGCCCCUGGCCAUCCAGAAGUUCCCCGUGGGCCGCAAGUGCGUGAUCUCUGGAUGGGGCAACACGCAGGAGGGAAACGCCACCAAGCCUGACCUCCUGCAGCGGGCAUCCGUGGGCAUCAUAGACCAGAAGGCAUGCAGUGCCCUCUACAACUUCUCGCUCACGGACAGGAUGAUCUGUGCGGGGUUUCUGGAGGGCAAGGUUGACUCCUGCCAGGGUGACUCUGGGGGACCCCUGGCCUGUGAGGAGACGCCUGGCGUGUUCUAUCUGGCGGGGAUCGUGAGCUGGGGCAUCGGCUGUGCUCAGGCCAGGAAGCCGGGCGUGUACACCCGAAUCACCCGGCUGAAGGGCUGGAUCCUGGACAUCAUGUCCUCCCACUCCCUCGCCACGCCCCCGCCGUCCACCACGAGGACGCCCACCAGCAGUCACCCUGCCAGGACGACGGCUGGCCUCACGGUCCUGGGGGUCGUGGCCAGCAGACCCACCCCCUGGGCCACCAGCAGGGUGACCAGCCAACCUGCCAACAGGACCACCACUGCCAUGACCACCACCACCAGGGGACAGACACCACUUCCACAUGCCACGGAGACCACCGUGGGCUCCCAGCCACCAGACUGCGGCCUGGCGCCGGCAGCAGCGCUGACCAGGAUCGUGGGCGGCAGCGCCGCGGGCCGCGGGGAGUGGCCGUGGCAGGUGAGCCUGUGGCUGCGGCGGCGGGAGCACCGCUGCGGGGCCGUGCUGGUGGCCGAGAGGUGGCUGCUGUCGGCGGCGCACUGCUUCGACGUCUACGGGGACCCCAAGCAGUGGGCGGCCUUCCUGGGCACGCCGUUCCUGAGCGGUGCCGAGGGGCAGCUGGAGCGCGUGGCGCGCAUCCACAAGCACCCCUUCUACAACCUCUACACGCUGGACUACGACGUGGCGCUGCUGGAGCUGGCGGGGCCCGUGCGCCGCAGCCGCCUGCUGCGGCCCAUCUGCCUGCCCGACCCCGCGCCUCGGCCCCCCGACGGCGCGCGCUGCGUCAUCACCGGCUGGGGCUCCGUGCGCGAGGGAGGCUCGACGGCGCGGCAGCUGCAGAAGGCGGCCGUGCGCCUCCUCAGCGAGCAGACGUGCCGCCGCUUCUACCCGGUGCAGAUCAGCAGCCGCAUGCUGUGCGCGGGCUUCCCGCAGGGCGGAGUGGACAGCUGCUCGGGUGACGCUGGGGGACCCCUGGCCUGCAGGGAGCCCUCUGGCCGCUGGGUGCUAACUGGGAUCACCAGCUGGGGUUACGGCUGUGGGCGACCCCAGUUCCCGGGCGUCUACACCCGGGUGGCUGCUGUGAGAGGUUGGAUCGGGCAGAACAUCCAAGAGUGACCGCCACACGGCUGCCCAGGCCUGGGACCAGCGACGUGAAGGUGGCAGGAACCAGCCGGCCACCCUUCCAGAGAAGGGGGUCCAGGUGGCAGGCGGGGGGUGGAGGGGUUGUGGGUAACUGGUGUGCAAUCUAACUGCAUAUUUUGUUCCAAUAAACACAGCCCCUCGUCUGCAGCCCACUGGCUCAGCCCUCCGUGUCACAGAAAUGACAACUGCCCGCCCCUCAGCCAGGGCCCAGAGGUGGGAGGAAAGAUGGGGGCGGGUAGGCCUUCCCGGAGAGGGCCACCCCCAGCCUUGGGCAGCCUCACCCUCGAGGCUCCCUUUUAUGUGACCGACACUCCCUGUCACCUGGAAACCCAGGAGUGCUCAGGAAAGAAGGGGAGGGGGGCACUGAGGCUCAGUCCCCACAGAGGCCCCUACAGGGGAGACGCACAGGGUUCUCUCCGCCGCCCUCAGCAUCUAUUUGUGUGACCCCAGGAGGCCACGGUUUAGAAGGGGUGUGGCCACAACUCCCAAGUCCAAACCAGGAUGCUAUGCCCAGGGCAUGAGGUUGAUCGCCCCGAGCGUGUUGCCAGAGCUGCUCCAGGUCUUUGCUCAAAACUCUCCAGCCCCAACCCUUAGGAGCGUCCUUGCUCACGACCCUCCAACCCCUGACCUUUAGCGGGAGUGAACACAAUCUUUUUAAGUUAAAGGGUCCAGAGCUACACACACACACACACACACACACAAAGAAAAAAACCAAAUGGAACCACUGGGACCAAGAUGGCGACAAAUCUGACCUCCAACAGACCGACUCUCUCGUUAUACGCUGAUUUGACUACAUUAGCAUAUUAAAUGACACACCUACCGGCAGCCAGGACCAGCUAUUAAGGAUCAAAACAGGAUAAAAAGGGGGUGA
Balaenoptera musculus (blue whale) is the source of this 4540-nucleotide messenger RNA. RefSeq names its product transmembrane serine protease 9 (gene TMPRSS9). Gene Ontology annotation, biological process: proteolysis. Bases 1 to 3642 code for a protein of 1213 amino acids. The record is from RefSeq and is a predicted model, not a curated record. Gene Ontology annotation, molecular function: protein binding; serine-type endopeptidase activity. The transcript is spliced from 21 exons. Lineage: Eukaryota; Metazoa; Chordata; Mammalia; Artiodactyla; Balaenopteridae.